Leptopilina heterotoma is the source of this 1466-nucleotide messenger RNA. RefSeq names its product phospholipid phosphatase 5. Gene Ontology annotation, biological process: phospholipid metabolic process. The transcript is spliced from 7 exons. Gene Ontology annotation, molecular function: phosphatidate phosphatase activity. Lineage: Eukaryota; Metazoa; Arthropoda; Insecta; Hymenoptera; Figitidae. The record is from RefSeq and is a predicted model, not a curated record. The coding region runs from base 202 to 954 and encodes 250 amino acids.
UUUUGGUGUCAUUCAAUAAUUUAAUUCCAAGAAGAGCAGUAGGAAAAAGCAUUCACAUAAUUUUUCCGCAUACAAAAGAAACAAAUGUUUGAAUAAUUUUAAUCUCUUUUUUACUUUGAUUGUUAAUCAAAUAAAGUUAAUAACACUCCUGACGUUUAUUACCCAUUAAAUUUAAGAAAUGAUGAGAAAUAAUCAGGAAAGAUGAUUGUUGCCAAAGAAGCUGAAUUUUCAAGAGGUUUUUGGUUAGAAAUUUUAUUUCGAGCAUUCCUGGCUGUGAUAUUUUUGAAGCUGGAAGAUGCAGAACCUUUUGAGAGGAAAAUUCAUCCUGAAGAAUUGUGGUUGUACAAAAAUCCCCAAAAAGAGGAUUAUGUACCAACAAAUGUUUUAUGGCCUCUCGUCUUCAUUCCACCAUUUGCUAUAAUUGUGAUUACAUUCCAAAUAACGAAGGAUAAGUUUGAUCUUCGUCAAGGAGUCCUUUCUUCGACACUAGCUCUAUCUUUAAGCGGAAUAAUAGUAGAUAUUUUAAAAUUAAUUGUCGGUAGACCGAGGCCAGAUUUUUUCUGGCGUUGUUUUCCUAAUGGAGACACAAAUUCAGAAUUAAAUUGUAAUGGCGAUCGUGAUGUUAUAAAGGAAGGCAGAAAAUCAUUUCCAAGCGGACAUUGCUCGUUUGCGUUCGCUAGUUGCGGAUUUAUUGCCUUCUAUCUAGCUGGAAAAUUACGCACAUUCGCAAUUAGUGGAAAGGGAUAUUCAUGGAAUUUGUGUGCAUUUUUAAUUCCAUUGGGAAUUGCACUUAUUGUGGCCUUGAGUCGAACUUGUGACUAUCAUCAUCAUUGGCAAGAUGUCUUAAUUGGAUCUCUCAUUGGAUUUGGAAUUUCUUAUCUUUGCUACAGACAUUACUAUCCAUGUUUAGAUUCGCAAUUUUGUCAUCGACCGUAUUUAAUAGCCGUUAAUUGAUCAGUAAUUAAUUUAUUAUUUAUUUUAGAUGAACUAAUUUAUUAUUUAUUAGAUAUGAAUUAAUUUAUUUAGUAUUAAUUAAUUUAUUAGAUAUUAAUUAAUUUAUUUGAUAUUAAUUAAUUUAUUUCCUACUGUGUGAUAAUUUUUUCAGUCCGAAAUGUUUCAGUAUUUAUCAUCCAAAUAUAUUUAAAUAUGUGAGUAUUUUUAAUGAGAAUUUGAAAUUUGACACGCUCCGAAGAACUUGGGAAAUAAUUUUAAGGUUAUGUUUGUGUUACUUUUACACCUUAUUUAAAAGAUUCGGGGUUUAAUUUUCAACUAAAAUCGAUUUUAUUAAUUAUUUUAGACGUAACAAAAAAUAAUAUUAGUAAUUUACAUUGAGAGUUGAUCUCCUUUUGUAUAUUUUCAUAUUCUGGAGAUUUCAAACAUAACCUAAUUUUUUACUUCUCGUUUCUGCGGAGCGAGUCACAAAUAUUCGACUAUUUUUCAAUAAAUAAAUUAAGGUACUAAUUUUA